Myotis brandtii (Brandt's bat) is the source of this 1908-nucleotide messenger RNA. It is a transcript of the gene MCOLN3, whose product is annotated as mucolipin 3. The transcript is spliced from 11 exons. Gene Ontology annotation, molecular function: NAADP-sensitive calcium-release channel activity. The coding region runs from base 4 to 1539 and encodes 511 amino acids. Gene Ontology annotation, cellular component: lysosomal membrane; plasma membrane. The record is from RefSeq and is a predicted model, not a curated record. Lineage: Eukaryota; Metazoa; Chordata; Mammalia; Chiroptera; Vespertilionidae.
GAGAUGGCAAAUCCUGAAGUCGUUACAAAUAGCUGUAGCUCUCAGCAGGAGGAAAAUGGCUGCACGUUUAACCAGAAUACAUCUCCCUCCGAGGAGCUUCUAUUAGAAGACCAGAUGAGGCGAAAACUCAAAUUUUUUUUCAUGAAUCCUUGUGAGAAAUUCUGGGCUCGAGGCAGAAAACCAUGGAAACUUGUCAUACAAAUUAUAAAACUUGCAAUGGUGACCAUCCAGCUGGUCUUUUUUGGGCUAAGUAACCAGAUGGUGGUAGCUUUCAAGGAAGAUAACACUAUAGCAUUCAAACACCUCUUCCUAAAAGGAUAUGUGGACCAAGCGGAUGACACCUAUGCAGUUUACACACAGAGUGAUGUAUACAGUCAGAUCAUCUUCGCAGUGAACCAGUAUUAUGUUUUGUUCCUUUCUGUGGCAGAAUGUUUCUCCGUGGAGCCAGAUGAAUCUUUUUACAUUGGAACACCAGAAGAAAAUAAACUCAACCUAACACUGGACUUUCACAGACUCCUAACAGUGGAGCUGAUGUUUAAACUGAAGGCCAUUAAUCUGCAGACUAUUCGUCAUCACGAGCUCCCUGACUGUUACGACUUCACUCUGACUAUCACAUUUGACAAUAAAGCCCACAGUGGAAGAAUUAAGAUAAGUUUAGAUAAUGACAUUUCCAUCAGAGAAUGUAAAGACUGGCAUGUUUCUGGAUCAGUUCAGAGAAACACUCAUUACAUGAUGAUCUUUGAUGGCUUUGUUAUCCUGAUGUGCUUGACUUCGUUAAUCCUGUGCUUUCGAUCUGUGAUUAAAGGAAUUCAGCUGCAACAGGAAUUUGUCAUUUUUUUCCUCCUCCAUUAUAAGAAGGAGGUUUCCGUUUCUGAUCGAAUGGAAUUUGUCAAUGGAUGGUACAUUAUGAUUAUUAUUAGUGACUUAUUGACAAUCAUUGGAUCAAUUCUGAAAAUGGAAAUCCAAGCCAAGAGUCUAACAAGUUAUGACGUCUGCAGCAUACUUCUCGGGACCUCCACCUUGCUUGUGUGGCUGGGCGUCAUCCGAUACCUCAGUUUCUUCCACAAGUACAAUCUCCUUAUCCUGACCCUUCAGGCAGCGCUGCCCAGUGUCAUGAGGUUCUGCUGCUGUGCGGCUGUGAUCUACUUUGGCUAUUGCUUCUGUGGAUGGAUUGUGCUGGGACCUUACCAUGAAAAGUUCCGUUCUCUGAACUUGGUCUCCGAGUGCCUUUUUUCUCUGAUAAAUGGAGAUGACAUGUUUGCGACGUUUGCAGGAAUGCACCAAAAAAGUUACUUGGUCUGGCUAUUUAGCAGACUUUACCUCUACACGUUCAUCAGCCUCUUUGUAUAUAUGAUUUUAAGUCUUUUCAUCGCACUGAUCACUGAUACAUAUGAAACAAUCAAGCAUUACCAGCAGCAUGGCUUCCCAGAGACCAGACUUCGGACAUUUAUAGCAGAGUGCAAAGAUCUACCCAACUCUGGAAAGUACAGAUUAGACGACGAACCUCCAGGAUCUAUAUUCUGCUGUUGUACAAAGUAGCUCUCAGGCUUAUCUGUGCUCUAGAGGAAAAUAUGAUGUGUAGCUGAGUUGGGAAACUAUAUGGAUAUUUUAAGAUCUGGUGGAGUAUGUUUGAAGACUAUCAUUUUGAGCAAAUUGAUAGCUAUAAUUCAUUAAGAACUCAUUAGGUUUAUAAUUUAAAAGCAAUAAUUAUUGUCUUUUUAGCUUUAUGUUGAGUUUAUUUAAAAAAAAACCCCACUACCUUUGAUUAGUGAAGCUAUUGGCUUCUUAUUCGUUCUUUAUUUUGCCAUAGCUUUAGAAGGUGUUUUCUAUGCCACUCUUUGUUGUUGUUGCUGUUGUUAAUCCUCAUCCGAGGGUAUUUUUUCCAUUGAUUUUUAGACAGAGUGGAAG